AAAAGGGGUCCCGCCAGCGGAGGCGGGCGCGUAAUAUCGCACCUGCUGGCGGCAGCUUGCCGAAGCAGACGACGUGCCAGCCCAAGGGGUGCCAGCUUGUUGGGCAUCUUCGCCAGGCGUGUCGCCCCGCUUGCGGCCCCGGGGCCCUCGAGGAUCGAGCCUGCUCGAGAAAUAAGGGGGAGAACGCACGCAGAAAACACGCAGUGAACAUCAGCUGGUGGCGCUCCGCGCGGAUGUCUUGGAUCCGCGCUGGGCCCCCCCCCUCCCCGGCGGCGCCUCUUCCCCAGGCGUUUCGCCUCGCUUGCUUGGCAGCGUCCCCCGGCCCGUGGCUCUACCUGGACAGCGUCGGGCAGGAGCUACGGGCCGGUGCCUGGAUGCACCAUGCACGAGUGGCUGCUCCUGGGGCGCUUCCCCGUGGGGAGCGAGCUGCGCGUUCGCCUGCUGGAGCUGGGACUGUCACCUGCCGCUGCGCCAGCUGUACCCGGACCUCGGCGCGGCCUUCCUGCUGCCGCCGGCGUGGCCCGACGUCUACGGCGAGGGCCCGGAGGUGGUCGGCGCCGCGCCCGCCUCGCUCGCGCCGGCGGCGGCUUCGGCGUGCGCGGCCCAGCCGGCGCAGGACCCGAGGCGGCGCGCCGCCGGGCGAUCUUGCCGAAGCCGCCCCCACAGCCCUCGUACUCGCGGCUGCAGGAGCUGUUCUCGCAGCCGCAGGAAGGGCCGCCGGCCUGGGAGCAGUGAGCGGCUGCCGCGGGCACGCGGCCGCCGCGGCGGAGGGCGGCCGCUUCCGAGGGCGCGAGAUCCCUGGCGCACGGGCAAGCCGAGCCUUGGGCUCUGCGCCCCCCCUCCCACACCCUACGCGUCCGAUGCCCCCAGGAUCUCAUACGAUAUUCGGAGGAGCGGAGGAGG
Prorocentrum cordatum is the source of this 903-nucleotide messenger RNA. NCBI's taxonomy places the organism in Eukaryota, Dinophyceae, Prorocentrales, Prorocentraceae. The record is from the annotation of a GenBank genome assembly.